Messenger RNA from Eufriesea mexicana, 3900 nucleotides. RefSeq lists its product as uncharacterized. The record is from RefSeq and is a predicted model, not a curated record. NCBI's taxonomy places the organism in Eukaryota, Metazoa, Arthropoda, Insecta, Hymenoptera, Apidae. The transcript is spliced from 7 exons. Gene Ontology annotation, biological process: synaptic vesicle endocytosis. Bases 1 to 3900 code for a protein of 1299 amino acids.
AUGGAGGAGAACGAACUAUAUAAUGCUACAGUUCCAUCUUUCUCUGGAAUUGAACCAGCUUUUUGGAAUUAUUCCGAUCAUGUCAUCCUUGAUGACCUUAAGAUGGAUAGUAGUUUUAUAUAUUUACUUUGCUCAUUAGUGUCUGCUAUUUCAUGGAUCAUUUAUAUAGCUUAUUAUAAUAGCAGAGUCAUUGGUUAUAUAUUAACAAAAUUAUUAAAUCGUUUUGUUAUUAGAGAUGGAUAUGUUAAAGUGGGGUCUUUUACUUUAAGUGCAUUAAGUGGAAAAAUAAUGUUUAGGGAUAUAGUUUAUAUCACAACAGAUUACAGUCUCAGAGUACAAGAUGGUUGGCUUAUAUUUAGGUGGUGGAGGAGUUAUGUUCCCAAAGAUGUAUCUGAAGAUCUUUCACAUUCCGAUACACGACUUUCAGUUAUGUUAAAUGGUUUUGAACUGCAUGUUUAUAAUCGCUGUCAGCUAUAUGCACAAUUAGAAAAAACAUUUGGUCUUACACCACAAAUGUUUUCUGAUGAAGAAAAUCAUAAUAUUAAUAGUGAUGAUUGUGAUGCAGAGUCAUUUAAUAAUACUGCUCAUGAAACGCGUCAACAGAUAAAUGCAAUGGAUGUUUCACGUCAUGUUGAUAAUAUUAGGAAAAAAGAAGCUCAUGUUAUAGCUCGAACAUGGCGAGAUUUAAUACCUGUUAUUAAAUUGGAUGUUUGCACAGGGAGAUUGGUAUUUGGUAAUCGUUUAAUACCAACGACCUUAUCAAUAACUGUGGAAGAAGCGCAUUUUGUAUAUUCUACGAAACCGGCAGCAUCUCGAUAUGAUCAUUUUAUGCAUUUUACAAAAUGUAAAGCAGAAAAUUUCAAAGUUAUUUUAGCACCUAGUCCAAAGUAUACAGGGAUGGUGGAUGAUCCACCUAGAUAUAUGGGAGAGGGAUUCGUUGUAUUAAGCUCAAACAACAUGGAAGUUUAUUAUUAUAUGGAUGAACCUGGAUUUGUCCCUGAACAUCCACAAAUGAUCCAGUUAGUAAAUGGAGACAUGGUUGAAGCUAUGCCACCAAUCUGGGGUAUUGAUAUUAAAUGUGGGAAAGGCACUGAUUUUAGUUAUGGACCUUGGGCUGAUAGACAAAGAGAACAUUUAUUUAAAUUUUUUUUCCCUAAUGAUUACCAACCAUUGAAAGUUACAAAAACUCCCGUCACUGGAGAAAAAAGACAAGUUCAAUCAUUUGAUAUUAGAUUGUCAACAUUGAAUGAAGCUACAAUUGAUAUACUCUUUAGUAAAAACAGGGAAACAAAUGCAGUUCAUAUUAAUGUAGGGCCAGGAUCAUAUCUAGAAAUCACUAUGCCAUGGAUAGUUUUACAAGAUGGAUAUACUACAAAAAUAACAGGUCAACUGUUACAUUUAGAAGCAACUACAAGUCUACAAUACCGAAGUUUAGUUGAAAGCGAAACAUUAGAGUUUGGUGUCAAAUGUCAUUAUCCAAUAAGGUGGAAUGAUCAUCAAGAAUGGACAUUAAAUUUGACUGGGUGUAAAGCUACGGCUAAUUUAGUUUAUUCGCACAAAGAGUUUUUUCAAGAUAUGAUUAACGAUUGGGCCAGUAAAGUCAGACCUGACAUUUUGCAUUUUGUACCUUAUACGUGGAAAUUUAAUUUAUUAUUAAAAGAAUUUGAAUUAAUUACAUUAUGUAAUGAAUAUAAUUGGAUUGAUUGUUCAUCACAGAAUCAAGAAAAUACGCACAUUGCUUUUUGUGGGGAAUUUUUUGAACUAUCAUUUGAUCUUCCAUUUGUGGAUUAUUUGCCCAUUACAAUACCUUUGCGUUUUUGGAUUCAAGGUGAAAGUGUAGACCUCUCAUUUUAUUUACCCGAAGUCAAUACAAGUCGUACAAUUCUGUUAGCUUUGAAUAAAAAUGCAAAGAUUAUGACACGUGAUGGAUCACAUAUAUAUCUAUCAGAAUUAAAUAAAAAUAAGAAGUGGAGAAAUGUUUGUCAAAAAGGAACAGGUUGGGUUGAUUGUUGGUCUGUACCAAUUGUGGCAUUAAGUAUCAAUUAUACAUAUCAUCCAUGUCCACCUUUAGGACCUACCCCACAAGCAAAUAUAACAACUCCAGAAAAAGAAGAAAUUCUUUUAUCUCCAAUGAGAAUUCCUCGAUGCAGGAAAUCACCAGGCCUUCAGUGGACAAGAAAUGGUAGUCAGAAAUUUGAUCCGCAAUCUAUAGCUCCUGAUAAAGUUAGUUUAGAUCUUGAAAUAGGUCCAUCUAUUUUGAUUUUAUAUGGAUCACUUUUAAAAAAUUUUAUGCACUUAAAAGAAAAUCUAUUUGGUGAUUAUCAAACAUUUACUGAUAUGCAGCAAAGUCGAACAAAUCCUACAUCUAUAAGUACAGAAAGGAGUAAAGACAGGGAUGUGCAAAAUAGUAGCAUUGAAUCUGUAGAAGAUAAGGAUGCAAAAUCAAAACCGUUUGAUCCAAGAGAUUAUCGACCAUUAGAAGUAACGGUUGGAAUUACUAUGCAUGAUAUUCAAGCACAUUUAGUAAAAAAUUGUGGCGAGUAUGAUCCCCCUUGCCCAGUUAUACUCUUAGAACGAUUUGGAUUUGAGAUGAAGAAGAAAUACAAAGAAACAGAACUUCAACUACUUCUGUCGCCCGCAAUCGCAUUAAUUACCGAUAAUGUUGUCCGUUCGAAUAAAGAACGUCAUUUAAAUCAAGGCCAUCUAAUGUUAAGUGCAUUGCAAGUCAGAGGACAUGCAAUGUUCAGUAAUGAAGGAAGAAGCUUAGAUCAAGAAACUUUGGAGUAUGCAUGGUUAAUUGAACUACAAUUAGGAAAAUUAACUGGGAAAAUGAGUUCUCCUCAAUUACAUCAUCUUAUUAUAUCUUUGGAAACAUUUCUAUUAAUGGUAAAAAAUAAUGAAAACAGUUUACGUCCUCCAGAUUUACCACAUCAUUGUCAUCAUGGUAUUCCACCUUUACAAUGUCCUGAUAGUGAUAUUGACAAACAUUACAGAUGUCCUAGUUCUGAAGAUAUAAAAUAUAGAAUGACAAGAAUAGCAAUAGAUGCAAUUGAUUUAUAUUUCCAAGAAGUGGGAACUACCAUUCAUACUUGGAUAUCCCCAAUUCGUGUAUCAACUUGUAAUCUUCAUGGUCAACAAGUUAAAUCUGGAGUAACUGGUGUAUUACCAAGAAUAUUGAUAAGACAAUUUGUGUCAGCAGCUGAUCAUUUUGCAAAUACAAGUAAUACUAAUACAGCUGGUAGUGGAAGAUCACAUAAUAAUGCAAGCAGUCGUAUGUCAGGUGAUGGGUCUGAUAUUUGGUUAGAAGUAGGAUCUGUAGCUUUAGGACCAGUAAUCUUAGAAGCUGCAAUUUCACUUCCAAGUCCUGAACAUAAUUUACAUUUAGUACAAAAUAAGUAUUUAAAACUACAUGAUGAGGCUACAAAACGUUUAUGGUUCUUGUGGCCUCGAGAAAGUGGCGUGAAAGCAACAAAAUGCGGUUGUAUAGGCGGCUGUGCAUUUUUUGGAAAUAAUCGAAAUGGGCCAACAUUUUUUAAACCAAGUUACCAUGAUUUUCAAGAUGGCAUAAAUAUUGCUGCAUACAGAAUUAACGAAUCCGGAAAAGAAAAAGGUUUUGGGCAAUCUAUAUUACACAAUGGUCAACUGGUAUUUCAUACUUCGCCGUAUAAUUUACAAGAUGUAUCUUUACAAGACUAUCCUUUUACUGGAGUAAAAGUAACUGCUACGCAGGAUGGAUCACAAACUUCGAAAAAAGGUGUUGAACGACCAAGGUCUGUGACAGAUCAUAAUAAAGAAGAAACUAAUAGUACAAAAUUAAUUGCUGCAUCAGCAAGUCCAUUCGCAUGCAGUGGUGAACGGAAACUGCUGGACAGAAGAUUUUCUUAUACAUCGAUGCGGUAA